AUGUCGUCUUCGCAAGGGCCAAGACUGGCUGGCAAGGUUGCGGUCAUCACUGGAGGUGGCCAUGGAUUCGGUGAGGCAAUUGCUCGCAGAUUCGCACUGGAGGGCGCCAAGGUUCUCAUUUCGGACAUCAACGAGGCCGACGGACAGAGGGUAGCAAGCGACGCGACCGACGCGAUAUCCUUCUGCAAGGCAAACGUCACGGAUGCCGGGGAGUGGGAGAAGUUGUUGGACACCGCGCAGGAACGAUACGGACGUAUCGACAUCUUGAUCAACAAUGCAGGCACCACUUACAAAAAUAAGCCAACGGCAGAGGUGACCGAGGCCGAAUUCGACAGGGUUUUCAACGUCAACGUCAAGGGCAUCUUCCUGGGUACGAAUGCCCUGAUGCCCCGACUUAUCAAGCAGGGAAGUGGCGGCGUCAUGCUCAACAUCUCUUCAAUUGGGUCGGUCAGACCUCGACCUGGAUUGGUGUGGUAUAAUGCUUCCAAGGGCGCGGUUUCAAACGCCACGAAAGGACUUGCUGCCGAGUACGGCCCUCAUCAAAUCCGCGUCAAUUCCAUUUGCCCUCUUCUGAGCGGCACUGGAUUGUUCGAGCACUUCGCCGCGAUGCCGGAUACACCGGAGAAUAGGAAGAACUUUAUUGGCAACGUCCCACUAGGGCGUCUAUGCGAAUCUGAAGACGUCGCCAACACCUGCUUAUUCCUGGCUUCUGAUGAAGGCAAGUUCAUCACUGGCAUUAACAUGGAAGUUGAUGGAGGCAGGGCCGUUUAA
Colletotrichum chrysophilum is the source of this 771-nucleotide messenger RNA. RefSeq lists its product as uncharacterized. The transcript has 5 exons. Bases 1 to 771 code for a protein of 256 amino acids. NCBI's taxonomy places the organism in Eukaryota, Fungi, Ascomycota, Sordariomycetes, Glomerellales, Glomerellaceae. The record is from RefSeq and is a predicted model, not a curated record.